This is a messenger RNA of Phacochoerus africanus (Common warthog), 1571 nucleotides long. RefSeq names its product proteasome 26S subunit, non-ATPase 13 (gene PSMD13). Gene Ontology annotation, cellular component: nucleus; cytosol; proteasome regulatory particle, lid subcomplex. The transcript is spliced from 13 exons. Gene Ontology annotation, molecular function: structural molecule activity. The coding region runs from base 90 to 1220 and encodes 376 amino acids. Lineage: Eukaryota; Metazoa; Chordata; Mammalia; Artiodactyla; Suidae. Gene Ontology annotation, biological process: ubiquitin-dependent protein catabolic process. The record is from RefSeq and is a predicted model, not a curated record.
CGGCGCCGGAAGUGAGUGAGCACUUCCGGCGGCCAUUCCGGCGGCCAGACAUCUCUGCGGUAGCGCUGUCCCGGAGGCUUCUUGUCGUCAUGAAGGACGUACCUGGCUUCUUACAGCAGAGCCAAAGCUCUGGGCCCGGCCAGGCCGCCGUGUGGCACCGUCUGGAGGAGCUCUACACAAAGAAGUUGUGGCAUCAGCUGACACUUCAGGUGCUUGAUUUUGUGCAGGACCCGUGCUUUGCCCAAGGAGAUGGUCUCAUUAAGCUUUACGAAAACUUCAUCAGUGAAUUUGAACACAGGGUGAACCCUCUAUCUCUGGUAGAAAUCAUUCUUCAUGUAGUUAGACAGAUGACUGAUCCUAAUGUGGCUCUUACUUUUCUGGAAAAGACUCGUGAGAAGGUGAAGAGCAGUGAUGAGGCAGUGAUCCUGUGCAAAACUGCAAUUGGAGCUCUGAAAUUAAAUAUCGGGGACCUGCAAGUUACGAAGGAAACAAUUGAAGACGUGGAGGAAAUGCUCAGCAGCCUCCCCGGUGUGACGUCCGUUCACAGCCGUUUCUACGACCUCUCCAGCAAAUACUACCAGACCAUCGGGAACCACGCUUCCUACUACAAAGACGCUCUGCGGUUUCUCGGCUGCGUAGACAUCAAGGAUCUGCCAGUGUCUGAGCAGCAGGAGAGAGCUUUCACACUGGGACUAGCAGGACUUCUCGGCGAGGGAGUUUUUAACUUUGGAGAACUCCUCAUGCACCCUGUGCUGGAGUCGCUGAGGGACACCGACCGGCAGUGGCUGAUCGACACCCUUUAUGCCUUUAACAGCGGCAACGUAGAGCGAUUCCAGACUCUGAAGACCGCCUGGGGCCAGCAGCCUGAUUUAGCAGCCAACGAAGCCCAACUUCUGAGGAAAAUUCAGUUGCUGUGCCUCAUGGAGAUGACUUUCACACGACCUGCCAAUCAUAGACAACUCACUUUUGAAGAAAUUGCCAAAAGUGCCAAAAUCACCGUGAAUGAGGUGGAGUUGCUGGUGAUGAAAGCCCUCUCAGUGGGACUGGUGAAAGGCAGUAUUGAUGAAGUGGAUAAGCGGGUUCACAUGACCUGGGUGCAGCCCCGCGUGUUGGAUUUGCAACAGAUCAGGGGCAUGAAGGACCGCCUGGAGUUCUGGUGCACCGACGUGAAGAGCAUGGAGAUGCUGGUGGAGCACCAGGCCCACGACAUCCUCACCUAGGCCUCUGCCUGCACUUGGCUGCGGAGAGACGUUUCGCCGCCGACGAACCUGGCGGCUGAGGAGAUCUGCAUUUAAUUGGGGUGGGGGCUGGGACUCAGUUUGGACUAGGGACUGUUCUCUCUGUGGAAACAGGCCUAUCACUGACGGGGGCGCCCAGCCACAGGCAGAAGCCUCCUUGGUGGAUGUCACUGGAGCCUGCAGUGGCGAGGCCCCACUGGGGCUCCAGCAAUGUGGCAGGCAGGUGCGUGGGUGCCCCUGCACUCCAGGGUUGCUCUCUGUUGCGUCCACCCUUGUGAACAUCUUUUCCAGUGUGGUUUGACGGUGUUUCUAUAAUAAAUGCCUUGCUCUGUU